This is a messenger RNA of Peniophora sp. CBMAI 1063, 498 nucleotides long. The record is from the annotation of a GenBank genome assembly. NCBI's taxonomy places the organism in Eukaryota, Fungi, Basidiomycota, Agaricomycetes, Russulales, Peniophoraceae.
AUGACCCCACUCUCAUGGACCUACAUUUCAGAUCGCGCUAUUGACCGUCGGCGCGAGGCUGCACAGAAGCGGGUCUUCCAGGCUGCGCUCUUCGCUGCGGAGUGCUCCCGUGAGGACCCGGCAUUCGAUUGGGAACACGAGCAGGAGUUGAAAAGGAUGGCGAUCGAGGAGGAAGAGCGGCUCGCUAGGGAGCGGUGGGACAGCUAUGUCAAGCCGCCUACCCUCGGCAAGGUCGGGCUGGGCUUGGACAUGAUGUUCGCGCCUCGCGGCGCGUUCUCUACGCCUCGUUACGAGGUUCAACCCGACCUUGCCGCACGGCCUAUUGAUUGGAUGCGUACCAGCUUCGACGACAUGAAGCCCCUCGCCGAGGUGCGGGAGGAGCUCAGGGCGAAGGAGCUGGUCCGUGUAUGCUCUGAGGAGUUCAACGGCGAGCUUUCCGUUCGUCUCCCCAGUCUCUCCGGCCGCAAGUUGCGCGUCGGAGAGUCUCCGCCGUUCUAA